Ictalurus punctatus (channel catfish) is the source of this 8706-nucleotide messenger RNA. RefSeq names its product TRAF2 and NCK interacting kinase b (gene tnikb). The coding region runs from base 375 to 4715 and encodes 1446 amino acids. Gene Ontology annotation, molecular function: ATP binding; protein kinase activity. The record is from RefSeq and is a predicted model, not a curated record. The transcript is spliced from 33 exons. Lineage: Eukaryota; Metazoa; Chordata; Actinopteri; Siluriformes; Ictaluridae. Gene Ontology annotation, biological process: protein phosphorylation.
AGCCCAGCCACUCCCGGUUGAACGCGCUGAUUGACAGUGUUUCUCCGCGGUUCCUUUUCACCUUCGAAAAGAAAAAAAAUACAUCGCGAGUCUACGACCGACCUGCGCGCGCCAAUGUAGCACCGAAAUCGCUCGAGCUGCAGUCGGUCGUGUGGAAACAGAGAAGAAACCGGGGGACUGCAGCCAUCAUCCGGGGACCAGAGCGAGAGAGUGAGAGAGAGAGAGAGAGAGAGAGAGAGAGAGAAAAAGAAAGAAUAUCUGAUGUGCUGCUGCUGAGUCUGAGGAAUUCCGGGAUUUCUCCAGCUCCACAUGCAGUUUCCGACAUUUUAUUUGAAUUCUGCAGUUUUUUAGCGAGAACAAAAGCGGACGGAAUCAUGAUGGCGAGCGACUCUCCGGCCCGGAGCCUGGAUGAGAUCGAUCUGUCGGCGCUGAGGGACCCUGCGGGAAUCUUCGAGCUGGUGGAACUUGUGGGAAAUGGAACAUAUGGCCAAGUGUACAAGGGCCGCCAUGUCAAGACGGGCCAGCUAGCUGCAAUCAAGGUCAUGGACGUCACGGGGGAUGAAGAGGAGGAAAUCAAAGCAGAGAUCAACAUGCUGAAAAAGUAUUCGCACCAUCGCAAUAUCGCCACGUACUACGGAGCCUUUGUGAAGAAGAACCCACCGGGCGUCGACGACCAGCUGUGGCUGGUGAUGGAGUUCUGCGGUGCCGGCUCAGUCACAGACCUGAUAAAGAACACUAAAGGGAACUCGCUGAAGGAGGAGUGGACGGCUUACAUCUGCAGAGAAAUCCUCCGAGGUCUGACUCAUCUUCACCAGCACAAAGUCAUCCACCGUGACAUUAAAGGCCAGAAUGUCCUGCUCACGGAGAAUGCUGAGGUCAAACUGGUGGAUUUUGGUGUGAGUGCACAGUUGGACCGCACCGUAGGCAGGAGGAACACGUUUAUCGGCACACCCUAUUGGAUGGCUCCAGAGGUCAUUGCCUGUGACGAGAAUCCAGAUGCCACGUACGACUUCAAGAGUGAUUUGUGGUCUUUAGGAAUUACAGCUAUUGAGAUGGCAGAAGGAGCGCCGCCUCUGUGUGAUAUGCACCCGAUGCGAGCACUCUUCCUCAUUCCCAGAAAUCCGGCUCCUCGACUCAAGUCAAAGAAGUGGACCAAGAAGUUCCAGUCGUUUAUCGACAGCUGCCUAGUGAAGAACCACACGCAGAGGCCCAGCACCGAGCAGCUGCUUAAACAUCCCUUCAUCCGAGACCUGCCUAAUGAGCGACAGGUCCGCAUCCAGCUCAAAGACCACAUCGACCGCACCAAGAAGAAGAGAGGAGAGCGGGAUGAGACGGAGUAUGAGUACAGCGGCAGCGAGGAGGAGGAGGAGGAACGGGACAUCGGAGAACCCAGCUCCAUCAUCAACAUCCCGGGCGAGUCCACUCUGAGGCGGGACUUCCUGCGUCUGCAGCUGGCCAAUAAGGAGCGCUCCGAGGCCCUGCGCCGACAACAGCUGGAACAGCAGCAGAACGAUGAGCACAAGCGCCAACUACUGGCCGAGAGACAGAAGCGCAUCGAGGAGCAGAAGGAGCAGAGGAGGAGGCUGGAGGAGCAACAGCGUCGGGAGAGAGAGCUGCGCAAACAGCAGGAGAGAGAGCAGCGGAGACGCUACGAGGAGAUGGAGCAGUUACGGAGAGAGGAGGAGAGGAGACACGCCGAGAGGGAGCAGGAGUAUAUCCGCCGUCAGUUGGAGGAGGAACAGCGGCAGUUGGAGAUUUUACAGCAGCAGCUUCUACAGGAACAGGCUCUGCUUCUGGAGUAUAAGCGGAAGCAGCUGGAGGAGCAGAGGCAGGCGGAGAGGCUUCAGAGACAGCUCCAGCAGGAGAGAGCUUACCUGGUUUCCCUCCAACAGCAGCAGCAGCAGGACCCUCGACCUGCCGAGAAGAAGCAGCUCUAUCACUACAAGGACUCGGGCAACUCCAGCGACAAACCCGCCUGGGCCAAAGAGGUCAUGAGACGAGCCCAUAGUCAGUCCCCUCGUCUGCCUACAAAGAACCAGCACCAUGAGGAGGCACAGCUUUCGCACCUCCUCCUACUCCCUGACCAAGCCUCCAGCCAACUCCCCGCCCGCCCCCCGUCCUACCCAGCCGCCGCCCCCUCCCACGCCCAGAGAGAGAGGGCUGAGCUUCAGCUCCGGCAGCUGGGCAGCAACGCCAACGUUCCCAGGAUCCGGGUGUCCUGUGAGCCAGAUCUGGCUCAGAUCAGCCAGCUGUUUCCUGGGCAGGGCCAGGACAACCGUGGGCGGAGCCCCGGACGAUCAGGCGCAUGGGAGAGUGAGGUGGAGGAGCGUUCCAAACUAAACCGACAGAGUUCUCCAGCUCUGCAGCACAAAGUGGCCAAUCGAAUCUCUGACCCGUCACUGCCUCCUCGCUCCGAGUCCUUCAGCAGUGGUGGCAUCCAGCAGGCUCGGACCCCGCCCAUGCAUCGCUCCGUCGAGCCCCAGAUGGCUCACUUGGUCUCGGUGAAGUCUCACGGUUCCUCGAUGACGGGCUCGCAGUCUCUGCAUGAUCAGUCUUCCCAGGGCGUCUCAGCUUUCCAGGAGAGUCUGUCGCCCCACCGGCCCCCGAUGCCCCGGCAGAACUCGGACCCCACCUCAGAGACACCCAUGCCUCCACCUCGCGUCACGAGCCGAGAAGACAAAUUCGACCGCAGCUCCUGGCUGAGACAGGAAGAGGACGUUCCACCCAAGGUUCCUCAGAGGACGACCUCUAUAUCUCCUGCACUGGUUAGAAAGAACUCACCUGGGAACGGACCUGGAGGUUUGGGCCCGAGGCCGGGUUCUCACCUCAUCCGAGCCAGCAACCCAGACCUGCGGGUUUCCAUGGAGCCCGGACUCCCGAGGACGAGCAGCGGCAGCUCCUCCAGCUCCAGCACUCCGAGCUCUCAGGGAGGCUCCAGCGAGAGGAACCGGUUAGGAGGAUCUGGAAAACCUGAGAGCUCUCCAACCGUUUCCCAGGAGAAUAAACACAAAAGCCAGGAGGAGAGCAGGGAGGUGACGAGACCCAGCCGACCUGCUGAUCUCACUGCUCUGGCCAAAGAGCUCCGAGAGCUGCGCUCUAACGAAGAGACGAACCGGCCGCCCGUCAAAGUGACCGAUUAUUCGUCAUCCAGUGAGGAGUCAGAAAGCAGCGAAGAGGAGGAGGGAGAGGGCGGAGCUCACGAUGGAACCGUGCCAGUCAGUGACAUCCCUCGCAUCAUGCCGUCCGCUGGUCAGGGUGGGAAUGAGCCGUUCGGAGCACUGGUGGACACGGAGGAUUCCCACGACGAGUCUUACGGCAACAACUCUAAAGACAGCACCUUGAUGAUGAGAGAGAUGUUUGGGCAAAGAAAGCGCUCGGGUCAUGCCGAGAGCAACGGUUUCCCUGGUAACGCCAAUCUUCCUGAUCUAGUGCAGCAAAGCCACUCCCCCUUGGCCAUGCCCAGCGAAGGCCCAGGGCGCCACUCCAGUCUGCUUGGGCAGGACCUGGACUCUGUGGCUGAAUACGGGAGCGGCUCGAAAGCCUCCUUCACCCCGUUCGUGGAUCCGCGAGUGUACCAGACUUCACCUACUGAAGAAAACAGUGAGAACUCAGCAGCAGCGCUUUCAGUUGACGAGCUGCUGAGGCAUGAGCAGGAACAGGAACAAGCUCGGCUCAAUGAGGCUCGGAAGAUCUCCGUCGUCAACGUCAACCCCACCAACAUCCGGCCGCACAGUGACACACCCGAGAUCCGCAAAUACAAAAAACGCUUUAACUCUGAGAUCCUGUGUGCUGCUCUGUGGGGCGUGAACCUGUUGGUCGGGACUGAAAAUGGACUGAUGUUGUUAGACCGCAGCGGUCAGGGGAAAGUGUACAACCUCAUCAGCCGCCGGCGUUUUCAACAGAUGGACGUUUUGGAGGGCCUCAACGUUCUCGUCACCAUCUCCGGCAAAAAGAACAAGUUGAGGGUUUAUUACCUGUCAUGGCUGAGAAACCGGAUCCUCCACAAUGACCCUGAGGUGGAGAAGAAGCAAGGCUGGACCACCGUGGGCGAUCUGGAGGGCUGCGUUCAUUACAAAGUUGUGAAAUAUGAGAGGAUCAAGUUCUUGGUGAUUGCCUUGAAGAAUGCGGUGGAGAUUUACGCCUGGGCUCCGAAACCGUAUCACAAAUUCAUGGCUUUCAAGUCCUUCACCGAUCUGCAGCACAAGCCUCAGCUGGUGGAUCUGACUGUAGAGGAAGGUCAGAGGUUAAAGGUCAUCUACGGCUCCAGCGUCGGGUUUCAUGUCAUUGAUGUGGACUCUGGGAACCCGUAUGAUAUCUACAUCCCAUCGCACAUUCAGGGCAGUGUCACCCCUCACGCCAUUGUGGUGCUCCCCAAGACCGACGGGAUGGAGAUGCUUCUGUGUUAUGAAGAUGAGGGAGUCUAUGUGAACACAUACGGCAGAAUCACUAAAGACGUGGUGCUACAAUGGGGAGAGAUGCCCACCUCUGUUGCCUACAUCCACUCCAACCAGAUCAUGGGAUGGGGAGAGAAAGCCAUUGAGAUCCGUUCCGUGGAGACGGGACACCUCGACGGAGUUUUCAUGCACAAGCGAGCUCAGCGACUGAAGUUUCUGUCUGAGAGAAAUGACAAGGUCUUCUUUGCCUCGGUCCGAUCAGGAGGCAGUAGCCAAGUUUUCUUCAUGACCUUGAACAGAAAUUCCAUGAUGAACUGGUAAACCUCGCCCACACACCUGCCCCCUCAACACCCCUCCUGCCCCCACGGGCUCCAACACACGCCCCCCUACGUUGUCUCUGUGGACGUAUUCUGUUUUUCAAAAGUGAUGGGGUGGGAGGGAACGACAAGAACCCACAGUGUGCGGAACCACAGGGCCGCUUUUGAGAGUAAAUACUUUUAGAAAAUAAAUCAAUAAAAUCAGAUCGAGCCCAGGUGCCGCUCCGGAGAGCCGAAGUUCAUCUCGCAUCCACACAAAGCUCCGACCGCCGAGAGAAGAACAACCACCUCCUGUACCCAGAAUUCCUACGGCUCUUACUGCGGGAUCACGUUUUUAUCUUGACUAGCGUAUUUUUGGAAGAGAGCAGAGAAAGAAGUGAUCAGUGAGAAAAUCAAGAAAAUAAAUGAUGUAACUGUUUAGACACUUUCAACACAAUAAUUUACUGUUGUUGGUUGGACAAAACAAUUCUGUAGAGAGGUGUGUGUGUGUGUGUGUGUGUGUGUGUGUGUGUGUGUGUCUUUCAUGAACUUAUUUGAUCACUUUGUUAUUGCAUUUCAUCACACUGUAACUGUACAAAGAUUUAUGUAUCGUUUGUAUAUUCUCAAUGUACUUCCGUGUGUGUGUGUGUGUGUGUGUGUGUGUGUCCUCAUUAUCCAUUAAUAUGAAAAAAAAAAAACACCACACAAUAGUUAAGACAAAUCCGAAUGUGUGGAUGUUUUAUACAGAACGUUACAGCAGAAUUUUGGGAAAUCAGUCGGGAAAAUAAAGCUCCAUUUUUCAUUAUUACAUAACGAUCCACUGGGAUGGAUUUGAGCUUUUUUGGAUGUCGUUGCUUACGUGCAAUAAAGAGCACGAGAGAUCGGUUUUGAUGUGUGGAUGGAUGGGGUUUUAGCUCAAACCUGAACAGAGUCCCACCAGUCUGAAGCUGUGACUUUCAGAGCUGUUAGAGGUGUAUGUGAGUUUUUUAAAAAAUAAUCCUUUAAUAAAAUUGGUCACGCAAAGCAGAUGUGAUUUGUUUUUUUCUCGGAUUGCGUGACAACAAAGGAAUGAGUUUGGUGCAUUGAGCUUUCUCUAAACCUACCUCAUUUCUUUCCUCCAGUCAUUCGAUCACAAGUUUAUAUUCAAUCAUGACAUCACGUAAUUAUUAAUAAAAUAUUCACUAUAAAUCAGACAAGGCUUGAAUUAAAAGGCAUAGGAAUCUCAAUUCAGUACAAUUUUUAUUAUAAAUGAAUUCUUUAUGCAUCUCGAUUUUUGCUUUUUGGGGGGAUUUUGCGAGAAACAAAAACAAAUACACAAAAAUUGAUCAAAACUUGCUUUUUUUCCCCCCCAGUGAUGCGUUUUUAUCAUGUUUAGUGCAUAACUGUUGAAUCAUUUAUGAGAAUCAUGGUGCAUAAAAGAAAUCGAUUCUUUUGCUUCAUCUCAGAUAUUUAACAUAAAGAUCAACAAAUACAAUAAAGUUGAAUCAAAGUCUUUAUAUAUUUUAACAACAUACAUGAAACAUGGAUUCUGAGUCACUGUAAAAUAAAAAACACGACUGAUUUGGAAUUAGAUAACUCUGUGUACUAAAGCAAAGAGUAAAAGUCAAAAGUAUAAAAAGUAAGCAUUACUCGUUUGUUUUAAAAGUUUAAACAAGAGCAUUAAGGCUUGAAGCAAUGUAAAAAAAAUGAAAAGAUAAUAAGAUAUAUUUAUUAUUAUUUGCUUUUGUUAUCAGUGAUGUUCACAUUUUCUCACAGAAAAUAGAUUAGUUUUCUGUGACAGAGCACAAACUGGGUAUUAAUUCAGAAUAAAAAUUCUAAUUUGUCUCAUUUUCAGAGACAAAUCACUCUGUCAGAAUUACUGAGUUGUUGGUGCCGUGACCCGGAUGUGAAAUCUGUCAACAGGAGAAAAAAAUAGAAGAAAGUAGAAAAGGUCCAGUAGAAUCAGGAGGAUGAGUUUUUGAGAGUGUAAAAAUGUGUAAAAGUGUGAAAAACUGAUUAAAGGGCACUUUUAUUUUCAGGUCAGGUUACAGGUUAAACGUUACACCUAUACGACCCAUUAUAUUUCAUAAAUAAACCACAAGUGUGUGUGUGUGUGUGUGUGUGUGUGUGUGUGUGUGUGUGUGUGUGUGUUUAUGCAUGUCUGCACCUUUUACAUUUGGGAUUUUACCUUCGAUUUUACCUUCACACGAACAUAAAACACGAGAUUAAAACAUCGAAUCGUUUAUUAUUCGUAAAAGUUCACGUUUCACUUUUUCAUCUUACUUCUGUUUACAUUUUAAUUUAAUGAAUCGCUUUCAUCACUGAGUCUGUCACUUGAUAUUGAGUUUCUUAGUAGCUUGUUAAAUUUCACACUUAUUUUUGUGAAAUUACGCAAAGUUCUUAUUUGGUUAUUAACUGGCUGUUGCAGAGCUAAAAUAUGUCACGUCUAUUUAGAUUACAUUUUUUUUAAACAAGUGUGUGUUUUAGUGAUUUAUUCUUUACUUUUUGAGUAAAUUUUAGUUUUUUUUUAAAAAGCUGCUAUUUAACUAUUUGGCUCUAGAAUCAGGCAAAAAGAAAUCUUGUAAAAAAAUUACAGAAUAAAAGUUGAUUAGCAGUAUAAUAAAUUACACUGGCAUAUAAUUCUGUAAAUGCAAUUACAAUAGAAUUAUGAAUUUUAACAAUUAUUUAUAUGCUUCCAAACCUGGCUCCAAGCAAUUUUCCAUUUUUAUAACUUAUUUAAUGAUAUUUCAGCAAACAUGCUUAAUGCUGUUAUGGCAACUAAAAACAACAAAAAAAUAUAUUAUCCUGAAAUAUCAUAUUCAUGAAAUAAAUUUUAAAGAGACAUAUAGCCUGGAGUUUGAAUUUAUAUGCAAACAAUAUUAUAGUAAUAUUUGUUAAUGUAAAUUUUAUUGCAAUUCUAUUUACAGAAUUACAGGCUGCUGUUAUUUCUACUGUUAUUACUUUCUUACUCAAGUUUUACAAUAUUUUACUUUAAUUUUUAGUCUAUUCAUGUUUAUUCACUUCAUAAUACUUUUUGUAUGAUAAUUUGUUCAAUGCUUCCAAAACACGAAUGUUAAGAUGAAGAUGAAGAUGAUUUAAAAAAAAAAAAAAAAAACACUAUUGAAACCCAGAAGUGGGUCUGAGGUCUGAUCUCGUCUAAUGUGUGCCUGGUACAUUACAUUUCCAGUAUACUGACUUUUAUUAGUUUAAUGUAAAGCACCUUUUUGUUUAUUUUAACGUAAAAUAUUGAGUUCUGAUUCAUUAUAGAAUAAUUAUCUAACAGAAAGACCCCGUGUGUGUGAAACUCCACAUCAGACUCCCUUGACAUUUGUUAUUCUGAUCGGAUUUAUUUAUCGGUUUGUACAGUACACUUCUGGUUUGUCAUUGUGUUUGGAAGCGACAGUAUUAUUACGGAUUUUUUUGCAAAGGGAUUUUUUUUUUCUAUAGCUGUAUUUUGGAUUAGCUCGUUGGUCUGAAAGUGCUGAAAUCUAUAUUAGAAUGUCAGAGAUGUUUAAUAUCAGUGCUUUAUGUAAUAUCACUUUAUCCUAUUUCUCAUUUUAUCCCAGUACUGUUUGACACUUUUUUCCUUUUUCUUUAUAAAUUCAAUGCUGAAUUAUAGCCAAAAUGAUGUACUGAUACUUUUUUGUAUGGUGACAUUUUCCUUUUCCUGGUUUGUUUUUUUUGGGGAAAAGCACUCGUCAUAUUUAUAUUUGAAGGCAAGCCUGAAAGGAAACAAUGUUGAUGUAAAUGAAAAAUAAACCUAACACUCUGUCAUGUUAGGUCGAAGCUAGGAUUAUUAGCAAUAAAGUGUAUCAAGGAUUUUUGUUAAAAUAUUUUUUCUGGUAUUUCAUUUCUGUCUGAAUUUGGUAGAACAAAAAAUGUUCAAAAUGUUCAAAUGGUUGAUGUCCAGAAUUCGGGAUGCAGGAUGUCGGGUUUUGAGUGAUGCAGAUUAUACACGAAUAUAUUCACAGUUUUUUCCCAUGUAACAUAAAGCAUUAGAACUUUGCUGUUUUUUAAUAAAUCGAUGUAUCAAAUGA